AUGCGGAGUAAUGAUAAAGGAUCCCCCACAACUGGUACUCUUGCGCACCAGCUUCGACAUCGCAAGAAGACCUCGACUCCCCGCAGCGAAAAGGCCAUGUCGACAUUAUCAGAUCGUGUGGGUAAGCGUGGCUGGACAAGAAAAGUGGUUAACUUUCUUAAGGCUUGCCUAGAGUGUCAUCGCAGAAAGAUAAAAUGUAACAUGACUACAAAGAGUAGAUGCACUUCCUGUGAAAGGCUCGAUGUCCCCUGUUCGGUCAAUGAAUACCGUCGUCGUCGCAAUAAAGAGAAGAGAAGCAAGAUUGAUGAGCUUGAAUCGAAUAUUGAGCGUAUGGAAAAUGUUUUCGAAAGGCUGGGCUUAAUGCGACCGUUCAAUGACCUUCCUGGAACACCUGUGUCAUUUUCCCAGUCUUAUCCUUCCUGGAACAUAUCUGACACGAUGAGCGAGUCAGGAUCGGAUCUUUCAGACCAUCCUACAGAUGUUCCAUCUGCGCAUCCGCCCGCCAGCUUGGUUGAUAGCAAGGCUUCUUCCGGAGUGGAAGGCGACAGCGAUGUCUUUUUGCAAAAUUUGGCGUGUCCGAGAAUCCUGGUGGACCUCACAAAAGACAGGGCGGCCAAUAGAAGAUCUGAGCAUGGAGAAAACCAGCACCAGGCCAAGGACAAUUUAAGAAGAUUUGACCUCCACAAUUGCACCUCGAUGUCUUCUCUGCCAGUCCCAGAUCAAGAUGAACCAUUUGACGGCACAUCUACCCCAAAGACAUUCUAUCCACUCCCGGGUAUUGCUGAAACCAUGGUGCUUUUCCUCGAGUUCCUCGAAAAUUUCAAUUCCAUUUGUCCACUAUUCCAGCCGGUCUCACUACUAUCGAUCUGUGACGAGGACAGCAGCAUAACCCCCGACAAAGCAGAUCUCUGGGCGUGCAUAAAUGUUGUUUUGGCAUUGGCGCAUACUAUGCGCUCGAGGGCGUCCGACGUGGCGCAGUCCAACCAUCAAAUUAGUUGGAUGUUCAUGAAAAAUGCUUUGCAAGUGGCGAACAGUUUGUGUAAUAGCCCUCCAACUCUCUGGGCAGCGCAAGCCCUUCUUGGAAUUACCGUCUUCUUACUUGGCACAUUGAAUGACAAGCCAUGCGAUCUUUUCGUCCCAUCGGCGCUCCGGAUCACUCACGAUCUUUUAUUAGGGGGCCAAGGCAAACCGCUUGUCUGCAAGGAUAAUCUUCAACUUGAACAGUGCCGAAUGGUCUUCUGGAUUGCGUACUGUUUAGAUCAAGAUAUUUCCUUGCGGUUUGGCGGGUCUCUAGGGCGGACCGACGAAUACAUUGACAUUGAGUUCUCGCCCGGCUUAUCAUCGCACCAUUGUAUUGUACUAUCGGACCAAGAACAAAUCGAUUUCGAUGUUUUCAGAUCUUAUUGCGAGCUUUCGGUCAUAAAGGGCCAAGUUUACAAACUUUUAUGCUCAGCGACAACGCCUAAACAAUCAACAUCAGGUCUUGCCGACUUGGUGGCUAAGUUGGACGAAAAGCUUCGAGGCUGGAAAGCGAGUGUACCCAAGACAUUCCGUCCUGACGUUCAGGAUACGGCUUCAUUUCCCAAAUCAAAGGCUUCCGUUCUUCUUCUUAGUCUCCACUUCUCAUAUUUCAACUGUUUGUUAUCAGUUCAUCAAGCGCUCAAUUCUCACGGCUCGGAUAUAUAUAUGGAGCUCGCUAAAACAUACAGCUCCGGAAUGUUAUCUGAAGAUAUCGCUCACUUUUCUGCGAUUCUAUGUCAAAAUGCAGCCAGGGCAUCGAUAAAGCUGAUCAAACAAAUGCCCGCACAGAAUCCGUCUAUGGUAGGGAUUCUUCUUCACUACCUCGUUGUAGCGACUGAGAUGCUUUCGAAACAAAUAGUAAUUAAUCCAGCAUCGGGGGCAUGGGGCGAUAUCCACAUGAUUAAUCAAGUUGAAAGCUUUUUAUCAUCUGUCGUGCUCACAGCACCGAAUGAAGGAAUGCACCGAGUGGUUGAACAUUGUACCGAACAACGUUUGCUGGCCGAGUCCGCAGUCAAUGGAGUCGAUGCUCAAGUUGCAGUCCAGCUCGGAGUUAGUUAG
Messenger RNA from Penicillium waksmanii, 2079 nucleotides. RefSeq lists its product as uncharacterized. NCBI's taxonomy places the organism in Eukaryota, Fungi, Ascomycota, Eurotiomycetes, Eurotiales, Aspergillaceae. The coding region runs from base 1 to 2079 and encodes 692 amino acids. The transcript has 6 exons. Gene Ontology annotation, molecular function: DNA binding; zinc ion binding; DNA-binding transcription factor activity, RNA polymerase II-specific. Gene Ontology annotation, biological process: regulation of DNA-templated transcription; DNA-templated transcription. The record is from RefSeq and is a predicted model, not a curated record.